AUGGUGGAAAUAGAAAAUUGUCAUUCAGGAAACUCAAAACGUACUUUAAAGGAGGCUUUUCCAGCCGGUGAUUGCACUGAUUGGGACUCUGCAGCCGCUAAGUGGUUUAGUGAUGCCACUUGGAGGUUGAAACGGAAGAAAGAAGAACCCAAGAAACACAAAUCCUCAAAACAAAAAACAUUUAAACCUCGUUCGGACGAGAACCCGAGUUCCAACCAAGGUUUCUGGGGAGGUUUUUGCGAACUUUCUGAAACUUGUCAGAAUUUAGAGGAUUUUCGUUUGGUUCUUAACAGCCCUGGCGAGUCUCCGAUUGCCUUCGUUCGUUUCCUAUGGUCCUGGACGCGCAUCCUAGCGCACCCCGAGGUGACCCUCAGGCGGACUGCAGUGAAGGAGUGGGCGCGCUGCCACGAGCAAGAGGGCCUGGCUGGCUUGGAGACCAGACCCAAGACGGGCCGACCCAGGGCCACCACGAGGGAGCAGGACGUGGACCUCGUGUCCAGCGUGGACGCCAUCAAGAAGACUGCGGUCACCACGGUGGUGCGUGAAGUGUUCCCGGACUACCCAGCGUCCAUGACCACCGCUUGUCGGAGGUGUGACUCGACCUAUGUGCAUAAGAAAAGCCUGUAUAGGCACAUGCGCACAAAGCAUGAUUGUGAUCCGCCAAGUGAGGAAAAGAUAGGUGAAGUUUGCUAUGUGUGCGAUAAAGUGUUCUCCAGUAUCUCAGUACUAAAUCGUCACCUAAGAGAGCAGCACAAAGUUCAGCCACAAACAAAAAGAUCAAAGCUCCUCUGUCCAUCAUGUGACGUUAUGUUUCCCUCAUCCACAAGCAUGGAUAUGCAUUUGAAACAUGACCACAGUAAUGACUUAUCUUCUUCUCAAAUGAAUUUUCAGAGAAUUGAUGAUUUCUAUGUUUGGAAAGAAGAAAUGGAGAGAGGAACAAACUCUUUGUAUAUUCAGCAUGAAGGUGCAAGGAGGCUCGAUCAUGGAGAAAGAAGAUAUUAUUAUUGCCACAGGUCUGGAAACUCAAGGAAGGUAGAAGCUCCAGAUAGGAUCCGAUGGAAGGAAUCACCAAAAAUUGAGCGUUACUGCCCUGCUCGAAUUACUGUAACAGAAGUCAAUGGAAAAGUAUCAGUAGUGCACCACAAGGAUCAUGUUGGGCAUGAUUUUGAUUUGGGCCACCUGCGACUCAACAAAAAUGAAAGGGCCAUGCUUGCUGCAAAACUACAAUCAAAAGUUCCCAUGAAUGACAUCCUUGAUGAUAUAAGAGACAGUGUUACCGAAGAAGGAGGAUUAUCAAGACUGCAUCUGCUGGACAAGCGAGAUUUGUUAAACGUCAUUAAGGAAUUCAAGCUUGAUAAGAACAGAGCGCAUGAUAAUGACGCAAUGAGUGUUGAUAUGUGGGUAGCAGAGCAGCAAGCAAAAGAUCACAACAUUGUGGCUUACUACAAACGACAGCACGAAGUAGAUCCAUGUGGCGUACUGGCAGAAGACGACUUCAUGGUUGUACUAAUGACUGACUAUCAGAAGGAGAUCCUCCAAACGUAUAGCACAGACAAGACUCUAAUUGACAGCACACACGGAACGAACAAAUAUGACUUUCAACUAACCACCCUUAUGACUGUAGAUGAGUUCGGAGCUGGGUGUCCAGGCGCUUAUUGCAUUAGUAACAGGAUUGACACUGACAGCAUGACUGUCUUCUUUGAGGCGGUGAAAAGAAGAUUGGGCACAUCCAUUUCAACCAACAUCUUCAUGUCCGAUGAUUAUCCUGCCUAUUACAAUGCAUGGGCAGCCGUAAUGGGACCUGCCAGACAUCGCCUAUUGUGCACAUGGCAUGUUGACAGGGCUUGGAGAACACAGCUCAAACAAAAAGUGAAUGACGUUAAAGCUCCAGAAGUUUAUAAAGGGUGCAGAGUACUCCUUGAGUGCAAAGAUCCUGAGAGACUUGAAUCACUGAUCGUAAACUUCAUUCAACUGUGUGAGAGCGAUGAAGAGACCAAUGAAUUUGGGAGGUAUUUUAGAAAGCACUAUGCCAACCGCAUCAACAUGUGGGCCUACAGUCAUCGUCAGAAACUUGGAUUAAAUACAAAUAUGUAUUUAGAAGCUCUGCACAAAAAAUUAAAGUAUUGCUACUUUGAUGGAAAAUGCAACAGGAGAAUUGACAAUUGUAUUGCUGCUCUACUUCAGCUUACAAAGAACCUCCUAUUUGAACGGCUGAUUAGGCACCACAAACAAAAGCCAACAUCUAGGAUGCUAGCAAUAACACAGAGCCAUAAGAAGGGUGCACAGAUCCCACCAGAAUUUAUUGAGCAAGUAGAUCAUGCAGAGUGGACGGUCAAAUCUCAAGUUCGGACAAGAGGGCCAUACACUGUUAAUAUGACUGAAGAUCUGUGUGAAGGCUGUCCUCUCCAUUGCCCACAGUGCCAGAAGUGUGUCCAUCAGGUCUCCUGCACUUGCGAAGACCAUCUCAUAAAGCUCAACAUCUGCAAACACAUCCAUGCCGUCAUUGUCCAUUCCACAUUAAAAUCCUUUGAACCAAUCGCCAACAAAAUUAAGGAGAAAGAAGUUCAGGCAAUUGUCACAGAAGCUGCUCACCAUGAAAAUUUUAGAGACGGAGUUUCCAAGGCCACCAAACUGAAGUCUACAAUUCAGAUGAUUGCUGGAUUGGCACUUCAGGUUCCACAAGACAAAAUGGACAGAGCAAUAUCUGGUGCUGAUCGCCUUCUUAAAUUUCUGCAAGAAGUGAUUAAGACUCCAGAUUCCAUCCUGCCUAGCUUUCCUGAGGUGGCACAGCAACCUGCAACAAAAAAAGUUAGCCCUCAACGAAAGUUUAAAUCAACCAAGAAAGUUUGCAAAAAACAGACAAGAGCACUUGUAAAACCAGGUGACGCCCAGAAAGUUCUGAUGGAAAUAGUGCUCCAAAAUGAAGAUUAUCACAACAAAGAAAUUUUUGAAUAUUUCAAGCCAAAUGGAAACAGAUCAUGUUUAUUUCUGAUUGUAUAUUCCUAA
Messenger RNA from Thrips palmi, 3006 nucleotides. RefSeq lists its product as uncharacterized. The record is from RefSeq and is a predicted model, not a curated record. Gene Ontology annotation, molecular function: zinc ion binding. The transcript is spliced from 7 exons. Lineage: Eukaryota; Metazoa; Arthropoda; Insecta; Thysanoptera; Thripidae. The coding region runs from base 1 to 3006 and encodes 1001 amino acids.